Rubroshorea leprosula is the source of this 1587-nucleotide messenger RNA. NCBI's taxonomy places the organism in Eukaryota, Viridiplantae, Streptophyta, Magnoliopsida, Malvales, Dipterocarpaceae. The record is from the annotation of a GenBank genome assembly.
GUGAACCUGAGACGGAGAAACCAGCGCACAAAGCAGGCGAUUUGAACACAAAACAAGAACCAAAAAAAUGGCUCUCAAAUUCUCCUCUCAAUCUCAGAAGCUGCCUUCUUCCGCUCUUCCUCCGAUGCCCAGUGUCAGAUCUCCCAAGUUCGUCAUGGCCUCCACCCUCCAUUCUGCCUCCAAAGAGGUUGACAAUCUGAAAAAGCCUUUUACACCUCCUCGGGAGGUGCAUCUUCAGGUCACACAUUCUAUGCCACCGCAGAAGAUUGAGAUCUUUAAAUCGUUGGAGGAUUGGGCUGAGAACAACAUUUUGGUUCACCUAAAACCGGUUGAAAAAUGCUGGCAACCACAGGAUUUUCUGCCAGAUCCUGCUUCUGAUGGAUUUAAUGAGCAAGUCAGGGAAUUGAGAGAGAGGGCAAAGGAGAUUCCGGAUGAUUACUUUGUUGUUUUGGUUGGAGAUAUGAUCACGGAAGAAGCUCUUCCAACUUACCAAACAAUGCUCAAUACAUUAGAUGGAGUUAAGGAUGAAACAGGUGCAAGCCCUACUUCUUGGGCAAUAUGGACGAGGGCUUGGACUGCUGAAGAGAAUAGGCAUGGUGACCUACUUAAUAAGUAUCUCUACCUAUCUGGACGAGUAGACAUGAGACAAAUUGAGAAGACUAUCCAGUAUUUGAUCAGUUCUGGAAUGGAUCCCCGUACAGAAAAUAGUCCAUAUCUUGGUUUCAUCUACACUUCGUUCCAAGAAAGGGCAACCUUUAUUUCCCAUGGGAAUACAGCCAGGCUUGCUAAGGAACAUGGAGAUUUGAAGUUGGCUCAAAUAUGUGGUAGUAUUGCUGCGGAUGAAAAGCGCCAUGAGACUGCCUAUACUAAAAUAGUGGAAAAGCUCUUUGAGAUUGAUCCUGAUGGCACUGUCCUUGCUUUUGCUGACAUGAUGAGGAAGAAAAUCUCUAUGCCAGCCCACUUGAUGUAUGAUGGCUGCGACAACAACCUUUUUGACCACUUCUCUGCUGUUGCUCAAAGACUUGGGGUGUACACUGCCAAGGACUAUGCAGACAUACUGGAGUUUCUAGUUGAAAGAUGGAAGGUCAAGGAUCUAACUGGACUUUCAGGCGAGGGUCGAAAAGCUCAGGACUAUGUUUGUGGCCUACCUCCAAGAAUUAGAAGACUGGAGGAAAGAGCUCAAGGAAGAGCCAAGCAAGCCCCCAGAAUUCCAUUUAGUUGGAUUUACGAUCGAGAAGUGCAGCUCUAAGGUCAGAAGUUAUCCAAUGUGCUGAAUUUCACGCUCCUGCAAGUCUUUAGUGAGUCAGAAUUAUCAUGUUGCAAUUCCAACUGUGCGUGAGGGAAAACAGCUGGUAAGUGGGGGCAAUGGUGUAGAUACAGUUGUUUCUUCUUUGUGCUGUGCUGUUAGAUAUGCAGUUAGGGGCAGCUGUAGUUUUUGAUGUUGUGUUGUUUUAGGUAAAGAGUAAAGUUUUGUCGGAGUUCAGUUGUUCUUAUAAGCAAACAAAACCACAACAACUUUCUCAUGGCAAUUUUGAUGAUGACAAUGAUAAUGGUAUUUUUAGUUAAAGAUAAAUAUUUUCUCUCCUU